Molecule: messenger RNA, 2575 nt
Organism: Oenanthe melanoleuca
Lineage: Eukaryota; Metazoa; Chordata; Aves; Passeriformes; Muscicapidae
Gene: MMACHC
Product: metabolism of cobalamin associated C
Exons: 4
Coding region: 49-780 (243 amino acids)
Biological process (GO): cobalamin metabolic process
Cellular component (GO): cytoplasm
Molecular function (GO): demethylase activity; FAD binding; cyanocobalamin reductase (cyanide-eliminating) (NADP+) activity
Source: RefSeq, a predicted model, not a curated record
CCAGGCCGGAACUACCGCUCCCGUGGUGCCCCGCGCGCCGCCGCCGCCAUGGAGCGGCGCGUGGCGGAGCGGCUCCGCAGCGCGCUCGGCCCGCUCGGCCUCGAGGCGCACGCCUUCAAGGUUGGGUGGUACAAUGCUGUUCUCCAGCCAGCCUUCCACCUCCCCUACCCAGAUGACACACUGGCCUUCGUGGUGCUCAGCACGCCUUCCAUGUUUGACAAAGCCCUUAAGCCUUUUGUGAAGAAAGAACGAUUAAAAAUCAUCAGGGAUCCUGUGGAUCAGUGUGUUUCCCAUCAUUUAGCACGUGUGAAGGAGAAAUUUCCUGACCAGAGGGUGGAUGUCAUGUUUGAUUAUGAGAUGCUGCCGAGCCGAAAGCCCAAGUUCCUGGCACAGACAGCUGCCCACGUUGCUGGAGCUGCAUAUUACUACCAAAGGAAGGAUGUGAAGCUUGAUCCAUGGGGGAAAAAGAGGAUCUUUGGCGUUUGUAUCCAUCCCAAGUAUGGUGGCUGGUUUGCUAUCAGGGCUCUCCUGCUCUUCCCAGACAUUCAGGUGCCACUCCUGGAACAGCCCACUCCUGUUGACUGUGUGAGCACAGAGGAGAAAAGGAUUGAGCUGCUGGAGCAGUUCAACUUCCACUGGCAGGACGGCCACUACAGGGACAUCAUUGAAGUGAAGGAAAGGUACUCGGAGGAGCAAAAAGCCUAUUUUGCCACUCCUCCAGCCGAGAGAUUCCGGCUGCUGGGGCUCUCACAGGAAGCACAGAGAAUCGCAUUUCACUGAGAAACCGGCUCUGUGGAGGGCAGAGGGCAGCAAAGGGUAACUCAUGAGCACCGGCUGUUCCCGGCAGGAGGAGGAGAGGAUGGUUAUGCUAAUACAGAGAUGGCAAAUCCCAGCAGCCUCAGUGCUAAGAUCAGCUUCCCAGAGAGGGGCACUGCUCUGCGGUCUGGGGGAGGUUGGGAGCUCUCUGUCCUGUGCUGCUGCUGAUCUGGGGUGUCCUUUGGAAAGUCCAGUAAGGUGCCAACUAGCCUUUGGUUGGUAUUAGUUUAGACAUCCUGGCAACUUUAAAUUUUUUUGCUGCUCAUUACAGAAAUCACUUUUGUUCUCAAGAAUUUUCUUUCUGAAUGUUCUUGGUUUUAUUCUUUGUAAGUGUAAAAAACAAUUCAGUCAUUGUUAGUUUGAUUUUGUCCAAACUUGGGGCAGGUACUUUUUUAGAUGUAGCCAGCAUUUUAUUAUCCUGUGUCAUGAAUCUCCCUAGGGGACACAUGUCCAAUCUUUACAGUCUUGCCUAAGUCACAUUUAAGCAUUUAUCCAUUUAUAGGGCAGCUGACUGGAAUAUUUGAAAAGAUGCUGAGUAAAGUCCAUAUGAGUGGAGAUUUUACUUAUGUUAAGAUAACUGACUGAAAAAGACAAUUCUCAUGGCCUUUUCUCAGGUAGACCACAUUUGUGCUAAAAUUAUUUUUCAGUGCCAGCACACAGCACACCCCCCAGAGUUCCUGCCACAGUUUCCUGGUGAGCUUUCUGUGUGGGGAAGUUGUAAACCUGCACAUACAUAAAAGCCAUGGCACAAAGCCUUGUCACAUGCACAGGCAAACAAGCACAGAGGAAAAGAAAAUAUUAAUGACAUUCAUGUUACUUACAUUGCUGGAUAAAACAUGUUCAGACAGAAACAUAACAUUUUUUACAUAACUUUGUCCUUUUAUAUUUGUUCAGAGCCUACAAUGCACCUGGAAUCCAGGAAUUAAUUUAUCUUUGAGCAAUUUGAGGCUCAGAUCUCAUUAAAAUAAUAUAAUACAUUAAAAUAAUAUUUUGUGAGAGUUGUUUUACUAAACUGCAGUGCAAUGCUGCAAAUGGACAGGCACUUUUUUCAUUUUCAACAUGAUGAUGAAGAAAUACUCACUUUGCAGAACUGAGCCCUUUCUUUUUCUGUUGGGAUUCUUCAAACCUUUUGGAGACUCCACCACGAAGGUUGCCCUCACCAUUGUUCACUGCUUUAUACGGUUGCUCAUAGUCUGUACACUAACUCAUUAUAAUCCAAAUUCAGGAUAACAAGUUUGCUUCCCACAUGUGAUCACUGGGUUUGUUCACUGCAUUUGCUGUUAAAAAAAAAGUCUUUGUUGCUUUCCUUGCUUUGUUCAUCUCUAAGGCAGACACCUGACUUAGAAAGUGAUAGAGGUAUUGUGAUGUUUAAUUUAAGGUGAAUAAUGAAAUUUGUUUAAAAUCUGUUAUUUUGUUACAGAAUUACUUCUGGUUCUAAUUUGUUUUCUGUUUCAGAACUUUUCGACUGAACUGUAAUUUAACAGGGAUUUGAGCUAAUGGCUCAUACUAGUAGCAAAGACAAAAUGCUGAUUGAUUGCCUUAGAAGGAUAAAUAUAGAUUUGAAUCAAAUCUAUCUUGUUACAUUACAAUUUAAAGUAAAAUAUUUUGAUUUUUUGGUAUUGAUUUAUUACAAAUAUUUGAUAUUUUGCCUUAAUUUAUUAAACAGAUUACCAUGGCCACUGCAUUUCAAUUUCUGUAAAUUAUUUCUCUUCAAAUGGUAUGUUGGUUACUAAAUAUACAAAGUUGUAAGUAAACCUCA